Arabidopsis arenosa is the source of this 2547-nucleotide messenger RNA. The record is from the annotation of a GenBank genome assembly. NCBI's taxonomy places the organism in Eukaryota, Viridiplantae, Streptophyta, Magnoliopsida, Brassicales, Brassicaceae.
CACACCACCACCACUACUCCACUCUCUCUUCUCUCUCUCUCUCUCUCUCUAUCUCUAAACAAGCGUACGUUAGCGAAAUACACAAUGGCUUCACUUCUUGUCCUCUCCAUCUUCUUCUUCCUCUCCUCUUGUUCUGCUCAGUCCUACAAUGUCUUGUCUUUCGGAGCUAAGCCGGACGGAAAGACAGACGCAACCAAAGCGUUCAUGGCGGUUUGGGAAACCGCGUGUGCAUCAACUCGUCCCGUAACCAUCGUGGUUCCCAAAGGCCGGUUUUUGUUAAGGAGCGUUACUUUCGAUGGUUCCAAAUGCAAGCCCAAGCCCGUUACGUUCCGUAUCGACGGUACAUUGGUGGCUCCGGCUGAUUAUCGAGUUAUCGGAAAUGAAGACUAUUGGAUUUUCUUCCAACAUCUAGACGGCGUCACCGUCUACGGCGGAGUUCUUGACGCUCGAGGAGCUUCUUUAUGGGAUUGUAAGAAGUCCGGCAAGAAUUGCCCCAGCGGCGCAACGACAAUAGGAUUUCAGAGCUCAAGCAACGUUAUGGUCUCUGGGCUAACGUCACUAAACAGCCAGAUGUUCCACGUCGUCAUUAACGGUUGUAAUAACGUAAAGCUUCAAGGAGUCAAAGUAUUAGCUGCCGGAAACAGCCCCAACACCGAUGGUAUCCACGUUCAGUCUUCCUCCACCGUCUCUAUCUUCAAUACUAAAAUCUCCACCGGAGACGAUUGCGUCUCCAUCGGUCCCGGCACUAACGGACUUUGGAUUGAAAAUGUAGCAUGCGGCCCUGGUCAUGGCAUCAGCAUUGGUAGUUUGGGAAAAGAUAGCGUGGAGUCUGGUGUACAAAACGUGACUGUGAAAACGGUGACGUUUACGGGAACUGAUAACGGAGUGAGGAUCAAAUCAUGGGCCAGGCCCAGUAGUGGAUUCGCUAAGAACAUCCGUUUCCAACAUUGUGUAAUGAACAACGUAGAGAAUCCUAUCAUCAUUGACCAAAACUACUGCCCUGAACAUGAUUGUCCUCGCCAGGUUUCGGGGAUCAAAAUUAGCGAUGUGUUGUUUGUUGAUAUACAUGGAACAUCGGCGACUGAAGUUGGAGUGAAACUUGAUUGUAGUUCCAAGAAACCGUGUACUGGAAUACGACUUGAGGAUGUGAAAUUAACGUACCGGAAUAAACCGGCUGCGUCGGCUUGUACUCACGCCGGAGGGAUAGAAGCUGGAUUUUUUCAGCCAAAUUCCCAUCCGAUUCCAAGCACACUCAACGUCUUAUCCUACGGAGCUAAACCAGACGGUUCAAAAGACUCAACCAAAGCCUUCUUAGCCGCAUGGGACGUCGCUUGUGCCUCAGCUAAUCCUACAACUAUAAUCGUACCAAAAGGACGGUUCUUGGUCGGGAACCUUGUUUUCCAAGGCAACGAGUGUAAGCAAGCACCAAUAUCUAUUCGUAUAGCAGGCUCAAUCGUUGCUCCGGAUGAUUUUAGAAUUAUUGCAAGAUCAGAACAUUGGAUCUCGUUCGAGGAUGUUACUGAUGUUUCAAUCUAUGGUGGAAUACUUGACGCUCAAGGCACUAGUUUAUGGAAAUGCAAGAACAACGGUGGCCAUAAUUGUCCUACUGGUGCCAAGAGUUUGAUGUUUAGUGGGUCAAAUAACAUCAAAAUCAAUGGUUUAACGUCAAUCAACAGCCAGAGAUUCCAUAUAGUCAUCGAUAAAAGCAAUAACGUGAACAUUGACGGCGUUAAGGUUUCUGCUGAUGGGAAUAGCCCUAACACCGAUGGAAUUCACGUCGAAUCAUCUCACUCCGUCCAUAUCACUAACUCGAGAAUCGGAACCGGUGAUGAUUGCAUCUCCAUCGGUCCAGGAUCUACUGAUGUUUUCAUACAAAACAUUCAAUGUGGUCCAGGCCACGGCAUCAGUAUUGGAAGUCUUGGACGAGCAGAGGAAGAACAAGGAGUGGAUAAUGUGACCGUGAGUAACGUGGAUUUCACGGGAACGAAUAACGGAGUUAGGAUCAAAACAUGGGGAAAAGAUAGCAACAGUUUCGCUAGAAACAUCGUUUUCCAACAUAUUAAUAUGAAGAUGGUCAAGAACCCGAUCAUUAUAGACCAACACUAUUGUCUUGACAAACCUUGCCCUAAACAGGAAUCUGGAGUUAAAGUAUCAAAUGUGAGAUAUGAAGAUAUACACGGGACUUCGAAUACGGAAGUGGCGGUUUUGUUAGAUUGUAGUAAGGAGAAACCAUGUACCGGUAUUGUAAUGGACGAUGUGAAUCUUGUCUCUGUUAAUCGACCGGCUCAGGCGUCUUGCGAUAAUGCAAAUGGAUUAGCCAACGACGUCGUCCCAUUCACUCCUUGUCUAAAGAGCGAGAUAAUUAUGACUUAAAUAUAUAUGGAUCUCAAAAACGACGCCGUCCCGAUUGCUCCAUGACUUAAAGAUGAGUUCAUGUAGUAGAUCUGCGAACGACGUCGUCCUGUUUGCUACUUGUUGUAAUACUAUCUUUGAGAAUCUUUGUAAUCGAAACUUUGAAGUAAUGAUGAUUAAAUUUUGGUUCACAUA